AGCCUGCGCGAGACUGGAACACGUGCUCACCUAAAUCACCGAAUCGGUUGAGUUCGACGACCAAUCGGAGCUAACCACGGUACUUUCAGUGACGUCGAUAUUGUCACACGAAUAUUGUCGAGCCGCGAUGUGAUCUAAGCACACUCACCACGCGAUCACCAUUUGCACUUCCUGUGCGUAAUCUAGAUUCUAGAACCUAGAGAUUUCCCCAGAGAGUCUUCCUGAGACAGGACAAGAGCACAGACGUACUUGUCGAGCGGCACAUUUACUUAUCUUGAAUAUCAACCAGACGUAACUGGAAGGCAACAUUGUCGCUUGGCCCAUCACCUGUUGCGCGGAACGAGAGUGUCGCUGAGCGAAAAGAAACGGCAUCUAGUGAAUCUGGUAACAAUCGCUGCUGAAACUUCGGCACUUUGCGGCAGGGACUACACUACACUUCAUGGCGUCGCAUCGGUCUCGUCUCUCGCGUGUCGUACCUCGCUCGAUGCCAGCACUUUUGCUUCUCGUAGUAUCGUGCUGCGUCGAUUCACCUUCGACCCGUCUAUCAGCGACGGCCUUUUCGUUAACGCCUUCGUUCCUCGCGCGCCAUCGCACGCGCGACGAAAGCUCCGGAGCGAUCCCGCGACGGAAGCUCGCUGCGUCGCUUCCGUGCAUCAACUCGACACUAUUUGGAUACGCUUAUGCGGUGCAGCUUGGAAACAGUCUCAUCCUGCACUGGAAGCCUCAGAACGGCAUGGUAACGGACAUGGCGCUGCAAUCCGUCCCCUUGUCAGGCGCCCAAAAGGGGUGGAUCUCCGUGGGGUGGUCUGGCGAAGGCCGCAUGGCGCGCAGCGACGCCGUGAUCGGCAACGUGGGGGGUUACCCGAGCAACGUGGUGGCGGUGUAUCUGGCGGGGACGAAUCCUGCGGAUGUGAAGCCGACAGGAUACGAUCUGGGGAGGACGGUUCUGGAAGAUGGUCCAACUGGUUCGUUCGUGAUCAAAUUCUCCCGGCGGGUUGAUGAUGGCACGGUGCGCUUCAACCCCACAGGGGCCAACACGCUCAUCUGGGCGUACUCCGCGCCGCCUGGCUCCACCGACCUCGCCUUCCACGCCGGCAACAAGGGCUCUGCAUUGGUCGACUUUUCGUGCACUGGAAAGGCAGGAAGUGGGCUCGGUCCAAGGCAUUUGCCAGCACUGUUUGCUGUAGUUUUGGCGGUGAUGUGGGUUGCCAUUUAGCUUAUACCUACCAUGCCUUUGCCAACCAACAGCAUGCAUGAAUUCUCACAGAUUUAGGAUACUCCUGGGGAUAAUUUUGGUGGUUGAACCCAGACCAAAAAGUACACAAGACUAUGUAGCAAGAGU
This is a messenger RNA of Closterium sp. NIES-67, 1342 nucleotides long. Lineage: Eukaryota; Viridiplantae; Streptophyta; Zygnematophyceae; Desmidiales; Closteriaceae. The record is from the annotation of a GenBank genome assembly.